ACGCACGCUAACCUGUUUUCCUAGAGACGUCACGGCUGCUACAGCUGUUACCACGGCAACCUUUUGCUAAGUUGUCACUUUCAAACACGUACGCUAACUAUUAGCGUUAGCAGCCAGUUUCAGAAGGAUGGAUCGCGUUUCUCAAAGCCGCGUGGACCCGAACGGGUUGUACAUAUUCUCAAGUCGUCCCAGACCCGUGGAGAGCUGCUCCAAGCCCAAAGAGACUCCACUGCGACCGGUCAUUCUGUCACAACGCCAUUAUGAUAACAUUAUGGAUGAUCGCCGAGUUGUCAGACGCCAUGCUCAGCAUACCAUACCAACAAAAGCUCAGCAACCCUCUGCUGGUAUCAGAAGACAGGCGGCGAUUGCUCGUAAACAAGCUAUAGUGCAGGCUGAACCUGGGACUCCUAAACCGCUUCAGGGCAGACUACAUACUAAUGUCCAGACAGAGCUUUACCUUGAGGAACUGAGUGAUGUCAUCACAACUACUGACAUUGAGUGUCAGACGGAUGACUUCAUAGACAGACCACAAACUCCACUCUAUAUACCUACCAAAUCUGGCAAAGAUGCUGAAACCCAAAUAGAGGACGGCGAGUUGUUUGACUUUGAUAGUGAAGUCCAGCCAGUCUUGGAGUUUCUGGUGGGAAAAACGAUUGAACAGUCCCUACUGGAGGUAUUGGAGGAGGAAGAGCUAGCUACCCUGAAAGCACAGCAAAGAGCCUUCAGAGAGCUCCGAAAUAACGAGCUGGCAGAGGUGCAGCGUCUCCAGGAGCAGGAACGACGUCGCAAGGAGGAGAAAGAGCGUCGAAUUGCCCAGCAGAGGGAGAGGCUGAGGAUGGAGAAGGAGACCAUAGAGAAGAUCACUGCUCGGGCUUUUAGCCAGCAGUACCUGGCUGGCCUCCUGCCUGCAGUCUUCAGCUCUCUGAGAAGAGAUGGCUUCUUUUAUGAUCCUGUGGAGAGAGAUAUUGAGAUGAAUUUCAUGCCAUGGCUCAUGGCCGAGGUGCACAGCAGGUUGGAGGAGAGAAACUCAAUGAGAAGUCUUCUGGACACCAUGAUCUCUGAAGUUAGUGGAAAAAACCUUUAAGGAGUGGAAGGAUCAGGAAACACAGCCGGCCAGAUCUACUCCAUAAACAACUCUCUGGCACAUAAUUGCUCCUAUUUACAUGAAAAUGGAUAUUUUUGUUGGUAAACUUGCUGUGACUACUUUGUUUGUUUACUUUUGUGCCAUGUCUUUUAGGUCUCAGAGGAUUUGUUGGGAACUGAAAGAGUUGUGUGAUAAUCUGGGUUAUGAGUCUGAGAGCUUUGACAUUCAAUCACUUUUAUAUAAAAGUGAUUUGAACUGCACAAUUCUUAAUGGCUUAAAACUAAAGUACAUUAAACUUAUUGGGGGUAAAAUUGGACCAUUUUGCUGUUUUUAUUUAAGUGUGUAAAACAGAUCUAAACAAAUGUUUCUACAGAGCAGCUGCUACAUGAGGUUGUGAUUGAGCCACCAUACACCACGAGAUAAAGUUACAGUCAUUAAUGAGGUAGCAAAUAAAUAAUGAAUACAAAAAGGUGCAACAAGGAGGCAACAAAAACUUGUUAAAAUAUGAUAAGAACAAAUAAAAAAGAUGCAAAACAUCAAA
This is a messenger RNA of Nothobranchius furzeri (turquoise killifish), 1625 nucleotides long. RefSeq names its product radial spoke head 3 (gene rsph3). Lineage: Eukaryota; Metazoa; Chordata; Actinopteri; Cyprinodontiformes; Nothobranchiidae. Gene Ontology annotation, cellular component: cilium. The record is from RefSeq and is a predicted model, not a curated record.